AUGUUCAAUAUUCAAAAUUCUCCUAAUCCUAGUGAGAUAGGUUAAAGCUAAACUUUUUAGUUGUAAGCUCCUUGUAUGACACAUUAAGGCUAAAGUGUUACUAAUUUCUGUAAAUAACCUGAUUGUUUAAUGCCACUUUGUCCAAAAUGUAUUCCUUAACAUUUGGAUAAACAUAGAUAAUAAGGACAAUUUGCAGACUUAAUUACAAUAGAUGAAAUGCAUGAAGAAACACUACAAUUAAUUAAUACUUAAUUAACAAAUUUGAAUUCUGCCAUUUAGUUAUUAUAAUAAUUCAAAGAUUCAAAAACAGAUGCUCAUGGAAAAUUGCAUACUAAAUUAAGCAAUUCAAAAUUACGUGUUUAACAAAUGGUUGAUUAAUUUUUUGAAGAAUUAUUUAAUGAACUUGAUUAAGUAACUUAAACAGAUAAAACACAUUUAGAUGUUGAAUUAUAAUAAAUGGAAAGAUCAUUAAAUUAGAAAAUUCAGGAAUAUUAAUAGAUUGACUAAAAAUUAAGAACUCCAAAAUAUCUAAAAUAAAUAAUCUAAUUAUAAACAACUAAUUUUCUAUAAUAAACACAAUAAUAAAGAGUUGAAUGUGAAGCAUUUAUUGAAGAAGUAUCUAAACAUACAUUAGAUAUUUAAAUAGAUGAAUAAGAAUUAUACUUUCUAAAAAUUCAAUUAGCAUAAUAUGCAUCUAUAAAAAAUGCUGAAUAUUACAAAAAUUAAUAAAUUUAGUCUUCUUCAUCUAUUCCCAAAAAUACAGUCUAUAAUCAUCCAUAUUUAGCAAGUGAACUUUAAACAGCUAAAGUUGAGUAAUCACCUUAUAAGAGAUUAGAACAAUAAUGUAUAAAUUUUUAUUAAGUAAUCUAGUAUAAUAAGUUGGAAUAUCAAAUUUUACAAUAAAUUUACCAGACUUUUAUGAUCCUCUUUGUAAUUAGAAGUAUUUACAUUACUUUACAGAUAAAUCCAUAUUUAUUUUAAAUUUGGAAUGGGUUUAGAAUCCAAGAUGGUAAGAAAUUCGAUUGAAUUGUUAAGUUCCAAUUAAAAGUACUUCUGUACGUUCACAAUAAGGAGAUAUAUUUGUGAUUGGUGGUUAUAUUGGAAAUUAACUGAGUUCCUAAAUUUUUAGAAUAGAUUUUAAAUAAUAAACUCUUAUUUCAACUGAUCAAUUAACAUAUUCUAGACAUUCUUCAGCUGGUGUAUUUCUAUAAAAUAAAUUAUAUGUUCUUGGAGGAUAAAAUUAAAGUGAGGAUUUAACUUCAAUAGAAAGUUUAGAAUUAUAAUUAAAUAAAUCUAGAUCUGUUUUAGAAACUAGAGUAACUCUACCAAAAAUGAAUAAGGGAGGUCCUAAUUUAUCAAUUUGCACAUUUAGAUAAUAUAUUAUCAAAGCAACUCCAUUAGAAAUAUUUGAUACUAAACUACUAAAAUGGAUAUCUUUAAAUCAUAUAAUAAAUAAAGGAGUUGGAAUGGUAGCUAUAAAUAAUUCUAAUGUUUUAAUAUUUGGAGGUGGACAAUAUUAAUUAUUAAAGAUGGUAGAUCAGUAAAAUUUAUCAUUUGUUAUUGAGAAUCUACCAAAUUCUCCAUAAUUUGGCUAGAUACAAAAUGGCAGUUUGAUUCAUUAAGGGAAAAUUUAUGCUGUAACAAGUACGUGUAAUUUCAUAAUUGGAACACCUGAUGGGUGGACAUUAUGA
This is a messenger RNA of Paramecium pentaurelia, 1691 nucleotides long. NCBI's taxonomy places the organism in Eukaryota, Ciliophora, Oligohymenophorea, Peniculida, Parameciidae. The record is from the annotation of a GenBank genome assembly.